Messenger RNA from Staurois parvus, 1128 nucleotides. The record is from the annotation of a GenBank genome assembly. Lineage: Eukaryota; Metazoa; Chordata; Amphibia; Anura; Ranidae.
GCGCACACUGAAGAUGGAUGCGCGGCAGGAGGAAGCGGUGCGAGAGUUUGUGCUGGUCACCGGCGCGCGGAGGAGGAGAGGGCCCGUUUUUUUUUUCUGGAGUCCAGCGGCUGGGACCUGCAGUUGUCUCUGGCAAGCUUUUAUGAAGAUGGAGGAGAUGAAGAUAUAGUGACACUACCGCAGCCACCGUCCGGUUCCACUUCCCGUGGCUCUGGGCCCAGUGACCACAGAGUGACGUCUUUCCGAGACCUGGUGCACGCGCAGGAGGAAGAGGAGGAGGAGGAAGAAGGUCAAAGGUUUUACGCAGGAGGCUCAGAGAGGAGUGGACAGCAGAUUGUGGGGCCCCCCAGGAAGAGGAGUCCCAACGAGCUUGUCGAAGAUCUCUUUAAGGGAGCCAAGGAACAUGGAGCUGUCGCUGUGGACAGAACUUCUAAGAGUCCUGGAGAAAGCAGCCGAUCGCCUUUUGCUGGAGGUGGGUACCGAUUGGGAGCCGCUCCAGAAGAGGAGUCGGCUUACGUUGCUGGAGCUCGGAGACAGAAUCAAGGCCAGGAUGUCCAUGUGGUGCUGAAGCUCUGGAAAAAUGGAUUCAGCUUAGAUGAGGGAGAACUGCGCAGCUAUCAAGACCCCAGCAAUGCACAGUUCUUGGAGUCUAUACGCAGAGGGGAGAUCCCGGGAGAUUUGCGCAGACUCGCCCAAGGUGGUCAGGUGAACCUGGAUAUGGAGGACCACCGUGAUGAGGACUUUGUGAAACCCAGAACUGCCUUUAAAGCAUUCACUGGCGAGGGCCAAAAACUGGGCAGCACAGCUCCCCAUGUCCUGAGCACAGCCUCCCCAUCCCAGCAAGCAGAAAACGAGGCUAGAGCCAGUUCUUCCAUUACCCUCGAUGAGUCUGAGCCCAUCACAAAUAUCCAGAUCCGCCUGGCAGAUGGGGGAAAGCUGGUCCAGAAGUUUAAUAACAAUCACAGGAUCCGUGACAUCCGCCUAUUCAUUGUCAGCGCCCGACCGGCAAUGGCCGCCACAAGCUUCGUGUUGAUGACUACGUUCCCAAACAAGGAGUUGACGGAUGAGAACCAGACUCUGAAAGAAGCUAACCUCCUAAAUGCUGUCAUUGUGCAGCGAUUAAUAUGA